UUUUUUUCAAUUCGUUUGCUUGACGUUCACGGACGUGAUUCCGCACACAGCACAUACUCGAAUACGUUUCGCAAUAUAUGUAUCAAAAUUCUCCGUGUGGACUCUAUCUGGAUUGGAUGCAACACUAAAUUGCCAGUGUUUUCCCCUAGAUUUCCUAACGACGCAAAAUUCUCAGUGCAACAUAAAACCGAAAGCCUUUCUAACAACACAAUCAACUGACCAUCAUCGAUAAAAACAACAAGUCUCCCGGAGGAAGUGGAUCCAAACUAUCCAGUGCAACUGCGGACGAACUUCUCGACAGGAUUGAGACAAAUAUCAUGUUGUUAAAAGUGCCAUCUGUGGACUGGACGGAUCAAAUAAUUUACGUAGUGGACGAUGACGAGUCGCUGUCAGACAUCGACGAUGAGCCAGAUUUCUCCGAAUACAUGUGGAUGGAGAACGAGGAGGAGUUCGACAAGAACGAACUGCAACGGCUGGAGGAGGAGGAGAUCAUGCAGGAGUGUUUUGAAGCCAUGAUAGAGGACGAGCUGGAGGAGCAGAUCAACGAGUGGGAGAAGGCCAAGACGGACGAACAGAACACGGCGCUUUCCGCACUGCCCAAGAGCCAGUGUGAUGUGGAAAAGUCUGUUCUGAAUCCGAUGGCUGAUGAGUUUGUUCCGCGUUGUCAUGUUAUAGAUUUUCCAGCCUCAUAAAGACAGCACACAUCUCCUGCCCGCCACAGAAUCACAAACCACCCCGAACCCAUAACACGUGGACCUCAUACGCGAAACCUUAGAUAAACUGAAGAUCCUUUACUAAGACUCGAGUAACAGAUUCCGCUAAUGAGAUUGAGAUUGAUAUUCUGACCAAGUUGAGCUGAUGAAGCAUUCGGAGUAGUGGCUCAUGAAUAUCUAAUUUCUAGAUACCAAAAUGCUGGAAAAAAAACUGAAGAUACCAACAAACUCCAAAUGCAGGCGACCGAAAUGCAAACGAAUCAUAUUUUUAAAAAACGUUAUAAAAAAAAAUGAACCACUGCAAAAAUACAAAAAAUAUGUUUAAAAGUAAAACCAA
Messenger RNA from Drosophila teissieri, 1050 nucleotides. It is a transcript of the gene Paip2, whose product is annotated as polyadenylate-binding protein-interacting protein 2. The record is from RefSeq and is a predicted model, not a curated record. Gene Ontology annotation, biological process: negative regulation of translational initiation. The transcript is spliced from 4 exons. Bases 318 to 692 code for a protein of 124 amino acids. Gene Ontology annotation, cellular component: cytoplasm. Gene Ontology annotation, molecular function: mRNA regulatory element binding translation repressor activity. Lineage: Eukaryota; Metazoa; Arthropoda; Insecta; Diptera; Drosophilidae.